Cucurbitaria berberidis CBS 394.84 is the source of this 1118-nucleotide messenger RNA. RefSeq names its product kinase-like protein. The transcript has a single exon. NCBI's taxonomy places the organism in Eukaryota, Fungi, Ascomycota, Dothideomycetes, Pleosporales, Cucurbitariaceae. Bases 139 to 1005 code for a protein of 288 amino acids. The record is from RefSeq and is a predicted model, not a curated record.
UAGGUUUGUUUUCGAGCUUUGAGACUACACUUGUCUGCGCUAAUAAGUGAAUCGAGUUCGAUACCUUUUCCACUACUUAGGAACCACCUCUCACUUCAACUCACACUGCGUUCACUUCCGCGGUACCUAAUUACAGUCAUGACGUCCCCUGUGGUCCCCUACUACGCAGCUAUAGAAUCGCUUCCGGUGCAACUGCCCACCCUCGAGGAGAUUCAUUCAUCGAAAGAAUUCAUGAGCGAUCAAGAGGCACGGAUGGUGGUGGGAGUUGGCGAGCACUUCGUCGUGAAGUAUGGUGAGGGUGUCGAUCUUAUCGAGGGCGAAACAAUACUACAUCUAGAGUCAACAGUAGUGCCAACGCCACGAAUCUAUGCCUGGUUCCAAGAUCAGAGCACCAAGAAGAAUUACAUCAUCAUGGAACGCAUCAAGGGUCAGGUCCUUGCGUCCAUGUGGUCGGACAUUCCCAAGGUUACAAAAGAGGCCAUUGCAACGCGACUCCGAUCGAUAUUGAACGAUAUGCGAAAACUACCAUCGCCCGACCAAGAUUAUCCGUUUUGCAGUGUAGGGCGCCGUGGGUUACCUGACGGGAUCUUCUGGACCUCCGAUCCAGCCGCCCCGUUCGCAGGUCCGUUCAAGACAGAACAGGAGCUCAACGAAGCCAUGAUCGCGAAGUAUCGACAGGAUGGCAUGUCUACCGAGAGGGGAAACUACUACUCGCGCGUCUUUCAGCAACUCUUCCGAGAUCAUCCCGCAGUUUUCACCCACGGCGACCUGCAACGUAAGAACAUCAUGAUCCGCGACCUUGGCGACGAAAACAAGGAGCCAGAUAUCGUUCUCAUCGACUUCGAGUAUUCCGGGUGGUACCCGAGCUACUGGGAAUACUCACGGGCUAUCUAUGCAUGCGGGAGGUGGUCGGAUGAUUGGAACCUUUCAGUCGAGACUUUCCUGAAGCCGGCGUAUGUAGAGUACGCAUGGACAGAACUGCUUCUCAGAGAGCUAUGGACAUGAGCAAGGACAUUUGUUUCGACAGGGAUUCGAACACGGGUAUUGGUCUUUUUCCAGAACAUGAACAGCGCCAAAGAAACCAGGCUACAAUUUUCAAGGGUUGCCCCUAAUGAGUU